UAAGCAGAGACACUCCAGGCUGCUCUUCUGUACCUGCUUAAAGAAUUUGCUGAGUGAAUUUUAAUGAUGUUUUUGAAUUUUUAAUGUCUAAGAGAAAACCUUUAUGCCUGUUAAAAGCAAUGAAACCAUGGGAGUGAACAACGGCUCGGCUCUGCUGGUGGAGGAACAGGAAACAUCAGAUAAGAAGACGGUCUGGAGGUUCCUUAGAAUAAUCUGCAGACCUCGCUGCGUGAGCGUGGCUCAUGUGUCGGCGUCAACACUUCAGCAAAUGAAAGUGAAACUAUCAGCAUGCUUUGGUUCUGUUGGAGGCUGUGUGACUCAGUACAGACAGCUGGCUCAUUACUUCUCUCUGCUCUGCUUCCUCCUCAUCAUCGUCACUCUGCUGCUGACUCUCUGCUUGGUUCAGCUCACCUUGGUUUUCCAGACUCAGUCGACUCUGCAGGGAACUAAAGUGAGAGAUCUGACGGACAAACUGGAGAAGCUCAACCAGUCGUACCGCCUCCUGUUUGACCAGUACCCAGCUCUGAACCAGUACUGCCCAGUCCACAACGUAUCCACGGGGGAGAGAGCAUGCAGACCGUGUCCAGACGGCUGGACGCCUCAGGGACAGAAAUGUUUCCUGUUCAGUCAGGACAGAGCUGACUGGAUCAGCAGCCAGUACCACUGCAUGACACUGGGGGGCGCUGUGGUCACAGUCAGGACAGAGGAGGAGCAGGUUUUGGGUGCGUGAGCCUGAUGGAACAGACAGCAGAGAGCUGUGUGGUCGGCUCACCCCGGGGGAUAACUACAGGACGGGCUGGUUCACCUCUAGAUGUUCCAGCCAGCUGAGGAGGAUCUGUGAGAGGAGACAGGCUAGUCUGCUGUGAGAGGAGAGGAGAGAAAAGGAGAGGAGAGGAGACGAGACGAGACGAGAAGAGAGGAGAGGAGAAGAGAGGAGAAGAGAAGAGAGGAGAGGAGAGGAGACGAGACGAGAUGAGACGAGACGAGACGAGAGGAGAGGAGAGGAGAGGAGACGAGAAAAGAGAAAAGAGAAAAAAUUGUUACAGCAACAAAGCAAAUGACAUACAGAUUAUUAGAAAGAAAAUGUGAAUAACAUUAUGGUAUAAACCUGUAUUUAUUCAUUUAAAUGUAUUUGCUGUUUUGUCCAUAACAAUAAAAUAUGCCUAUUGCCCAUAA
Notolabrus celidotus (New Zealand spotty) is the source of this 1176-nucleotide messenger RNA. RefSeq names its product C-type lectin domain family 1 member A-like. The transcript is spliced from 6 exons. The coding region runs from base 104 to 730 and encodes 208 amino acids. NCBI's taxonomy places the organism in Eukaryota, Metazoa, Chordata, Actinopteri, Labriformes, Labridae. The record is from RefSeq and is a predicted model, not a curated record.